Molecule: messenger RNA, 3480 nt
Organism: Emys orbicularis (European pond turtle)
Lineage: Eukaryota; Metazoa; Chordata; Testudines; Emydidae
Gene: PDE3A
Product: phosphodiesterase 3A
Exons: 16
Coding region: 1-3480 (1159 amino acids)
Biological process (GO): oocyte maturation; positive regulation of oocyte development
Cellular component (GO): cytosol
Molecular function (GO): calmodulin-activated 3',5'-cyclic-GMP phosphodiesterase activity
Source: RefSeq, a predicted model, not a curated record
AUGGCUCUGACCAGCGACUCUGCCAGUGUCAGGGGCAAGUCUAACCGGAGCAUUGGCGAGGAGAAAAGCCCAGCAGCAGGAAUAGGAUCCGAUUGCAAUGGGUAUUGUUAUUCUGAUGGGAAACAGCAGCAGCCGGGCACUCAGCAGGGGCAAAAGGAAGACUCAACCUGCCAGCUCUGCUGGGGAGACCUGGUGCUGCAGAAAAUCUGGAGCUCCCGGAAACUUUCCUCGGCUCUCUGCGCCGGAUCCCUGUCCUUCUUGCUGGCUCUGGUGGUCAGGUUGGUCCGGGGGGAGAUCGGCUGCAAUCUGGAGGAGAAGGAGAUAGUGGCGGCGGAGGAGGAAGCAGCAGCCGCAACAGCUGGAGGAGGAGAAGCGGGUGGUUUGCCGUUUCCCCCAGCAGGGCUCCCCAGUAGCAGCAGCAGCUUCCAGCUGACUCCUUGGCUGCAUCCCAUCGCUUUGCUCUUCAGCCUCAUGUGUGUCUUCUUCUGGAUGGGCUUGUACUUGCUGCGCUCCGGGGUCCGCCUGCACACAGCCGCCUUACUCCUGGCCGCCUGCUGCGGGGGGGAAGCGAUUGUCCAGAUUGGGUUUGCGGUAGGGGAGGAUCACUUGCUUGCUUUCACCGCCACGGGGGUGGUGCUGAGCUGCCUGGCCACUGUGACAUGGCUGGUGCUGAAGCUGAGGCAGGGCGUCCUCAUGAUCGCCUUGACUAGUGCGGUCAGGACCACGUCCCUCGUCUCCUUAGAGAGGAUCAAGGUAGCCUGGAGACCCUACCUGGCUUACUUGUUCGGGCUACUGGGCAUCCUGCUGGCCAGGUACGCGGAUCAGCUCUUGCCCCAUUCCGGGGCGGCGCAGCAUAGAGAGGUCUCUGGUGCCCAGCUGGCCAAGGAAGAGGUCCCGGUGUUUAAGAGGAGGAGGAGGUCCAGCUCCAUGAUCUCUCCCGAGAUGUCCAGCUGCAGCAACAAGUCUCAUCGGAGGACCUCCCUGCCCUGCAUACCUAGGGAGCAGCUCAUGGGGCACUCUGAAUGGGACCACAAACGAGGGUCCAGAGGAUCACAGUCUUCAGGUACCAGUAUUACAGUUGAUAUCGCUGUUAUGGGAGAAGCUCAUGGGCUCAUUACCGACCUUCUGGCAGAUCCUUCGUUGCCACCUAAUGUGUGUACUUCCCUGAGAGCAGUGAGCAACCUGCUGAACACGCAGUUAACCUUCCAGAAUAUUCAUAAGCCAAGGGUUAACCCUUUGAUGUCCUUCAGUGAGAACUACACCUGCUCUGACUCAGAGGAAUGUCCGGAAAAAGGAGAAAAGCUGACUAUUCCCAAGCGCCUACGGAAGAGUCUGCCUCCAGGUCUACUCAGGCGAGUGUCAUCAACUUGGACCACAACAACAUCUGCCACAGGUUUACCUACCUUGGAGCCUGCACCAGUGAGAAGAGACCGCAGUGGCAGCAUCAAACCUCAUGAAUCUUCUUCAUCCAGCACUGACCCUUGGAACAGCUCAAUUCUGAUGGCCAUCACAAAAAGUAGGUCCUUCUCGGCCUCCUAUGCGAUGUCUGCUACAAACCAUCUGAAUUCCAAAAGGCAAAGCCGACAAGGUAUCCCGCCAAACAUUUCACCUCUCACUUCCCCAUGCCAUUCACCUAUUCAGGGAACCCCAGCCACCAGUCCCACUGGCAAAACCUCUUCUGUGCAAUUUCCAGACCCUACUGACACUGACACCAAGCAAACCUUGAAACCACACAAGGUUUUAACUUCUACUCAGAGCGCACCUGACCGUUCGGAGCAGAUUAUGGGGCCCCCUGUUAUCUGUAGCAGCUGUGGCAGACCGUAUAGCCAAAUAGGUUCUGGCACUGGUGCGCUGGACAGAGGUGAUGGAACAACACAUGCCCUGACCAGAACAGAUGAUCCAGCUCAAGCCACCUCUGACUAUGAAACCAACAACAGUGACAGCAGUGAUAUUGUACAAAAUGACGACGAGACAGAUUGCUCUAAAGAACAGAUGCGGAAGGGAUCUGUCUGCAGAACAUACGCGCCUGAGACUAUCAUGUUGCACCCUUUAAUACCACCCGAGGACAAACCUAUCCUUGCCCCAGAGCCUCUUGUCAUGGACAACUUGGACUCUCUUAUGGAUCAGCUAAACAAUUGGAACUUCCCAGUCUUUGAUUUGGUGGAAAAAAUAGGAAAGAAAUGCGGUCGGAUCCUCAGCCAGGUAUCAUACAGGCUUUUUGAAGACAUGGGGCUGUUUGAAGCCUUUAAAAUUCCUGAGAGGGAGUUCAUGAAUUACUUUCAUGCCUUGGAGUGUGGAUACCGAGAGAUACCUUAUCACAACAGAAUUCAUGCGACUGAUGUUCUACAUGCUGUUUGGUACCUUACUACUCAGCCUAUCCCAGGACUCUCAACUGUGAUUAACGACCAUGGGUCAGCAAGUGAUUCAGAUUCUGAUAGUGGAAUCACUCAUGGCCAUAUGGGAUAUGUGUUUUCGAAGAUGUACACACCUGCAGAUGAGAGUUACGGCUGCCUAGCUGGCAACAUCCCUGCCCUAGAAUUGAUGGCGCUUUACGUAGCUGCAGCCAUGCAUGAUUAUGAUCAUCCAGGAAGGACCAAUGCCUUUUUGGUUGCAACCAGCGCGCCUCAGGCUGUGCUGUAUAACGAUCGCUCUGUUUUGGAGAACCAUCACGCAGCUGCUGCGUGGAAUCUUUUCAUGUCCAGGCCGGAAUAUAACUUCUUAGUCAACCUUGAUCACAUGGAAUUCAAGCAUUUCCGCUUCCUUGUAAUUGAGGCCAUUUUGGCCACUGACCUGAAGAAACACUUCGAUUUUGUAGCCAGAUUCAAUGCCAAGGUGAAUGAUGAUGUUGGAAUUGACUGGACUAAUGAAAAUGACCGCUUGCUGGUUUGCCAAAUGUGCAUCAAACUGGCUGACAUCAAUGGGCCUGCCAAAUGCAAAGACUUGCAUCUGCAGUGGACAGAGGGCAUUGUUAAUGAAUUCUAUGAACAGGGUGAUGAAGAGGCGAGCCUUGGCCUUCCUAUAAGUCCUUUCAUGGAUCGCUCAGCUCCCCAGUUGGCACACCUUCAGGAAUCCUUCAUUUCUCACAUUGUGGGUCCACUAUGUAAUUCCUAUGACUCAGCGGGGCUGAUGCCAGGGAAAUGGGUGGAAGAUAGCGAUGAGUCAGGAGAUACUGAUGAGCAAGAAGAGGAAGAAACAGCAGAAAUGGAAAUGUGUGAAAAUUCCGAGUCAAGAAAGAAAAAGUUCAAGCGGAGGAAAAUCUACUGCCAGAUCACUCAGCACCUGCUUCAGAACCAUAAAAUGUGGAAGAAAGUAAUUGAAGAUGAGGAAAGGAUAGCUGGGACAGAAAAGCAAGGUCUAGAGCAAUCCACGCUGCACCAAUCCUCGGAACAAAUUCAGGCCAUCAGGGAAGAGGAGGAGGAGAAAGGGAAACCCAAAGGGGAGGAGGAGGAGGAGGACACAGCUAUAGAACUGAACCAAUGA